ACGGCCACACUGCAGCUCGAACACUACUUUCUGCAAAAAAAAUACGCACGGAACGUGGAAAUCAAUACGAAAUCAACAAGAGCGAUCGAUUUUGAGCAGCCGUCCCAGUCGCAGAGCAGCGCGCCUUGAAAGCCAGCGCGCCAAUUACCCCAGCUGCCCCAUUCACGAGCCAUUUUCCGGUGUGGUGGAAAAUUCGCAUAUCGCAGAGAGAAAAAAUUUGCGCGUCUGUCUGUCUGCAUCUCCUUGCCUGCGUGUGUGUGUGUGCGUGUCGGUGUGUGUGUGUGUAUAGCACGGCCUACAUUGUCAAUUAAGAAGGGAAAAAAAAGAAAAAGCCAGAGGUCCUUUUGAUCCUUUGCUUGUUUGCCCUCCAACAAAGCCAGCCAAAAUGUCCAGCCUGCGACCCGAGGAGCCCCGGAAACUGGCCACCGCCGCCUCCGUUUCCCCGCUGAGCAAUUGCCAGUUCAGCGGCGUGGUAAUCAGCGCGAUUGCCGACGAGCAAAAACUGGAGUUUGCCAACAAAUACAAGGGCAGCUGUACGCUGCUCUGCAGCUACGAUUCCCAGGGAGUCGUGCUCCGCGUGGUGGCAGAUGAGGACCACGGCCACGUGCUCAAGGAGUACAUGAUAGCCGCCGACACGGAUGCCGCCCAAAUGGGCAGACGCAGCUAUGCCGUCUCCCUGGACGCCGAUAAUCUUGUCCUGCGCUUCGCCAGCGACCAGGACCAGCAGCUCUUCCGAAAGGUGGUGGAGAAUGUGAAGCAUCUGAGGCCCAAGUCUGUGUUCUCCCAGCGCACCGAGGAGUCGUCCGCCUCGCAGUACUUCCAGUUCUACGGCUACCUUAGCCAGCAGCAGAAUAUGAUGCAGGACUAUGUGCGGACGAGCACCUACCAGCGGGCCAUACUGGGCAAUGCGGUGGAUUUUCAGGACAAGAUCGUCCUGGAUGUGGGCGCUGGCUCGGGCAUUCUGUCCUUCUUUGCCGUGCAGGCGGGUGCCGCCAAGGUCUAUGCCAUUGAGGCCUCUAACAUGGCCCAGUAUGCCCAGCAGCUGGUCGAGUCCAACAAUAUGCAGAACAAGAUCUCUGUGAUACCGGGCAAGAUCGAGGAGAUCGAGCUGCCCGAAAAGGUGGACGUAAUCAUAUCGGAGCCCAUGGGCUACAUGCUUUACAACGAGCGCAUGCUUGAGACGUAUCUGCACGCCAGGAAGUGGCUGAAGCCGCACGGCAAGAUGUACCCAACGCACGGCGACCUGCACAUCGCCCCCUUCUCGGAUGAGUCCCUGUACUCAGAGCAAUACAACAAGGCCAACUUCUGGUACCAGUCGGCCUUCCACGGCGUCGACCUGACCACGCUGCACAAGGAAGGCAUGAAGGAGUACUUCCGCCAGCCCAUCGUGGACACCUUCGACAUCCGCAUCUGCAUGGCCAAGUCGGUGCGGCACGUGUGCGACUUCCUCAACGACAAGGAGGACGACCUGCAUUUGAUUGACAUCCCCCUGGAGUUCCACAUCCUGCAGACUGGCAUCUGCCAUGGACUGGCCUUCUGGUUCGACGUGGAGUUCAGCGGCAGCAGCCAGAACGUGUGGCUCUCCACGUCGCCCACGGCGCCGCUAACGCAUUGGUAUCAGGUGCGCUGCCUACUGCCCAUGCCCAUCUUUAUCAAGCAGGGCCAGACGCUAACCGGUCGCGUCCUGCUGGAGGCCAACCGGCGGCAGUCGUACGACGUGACCAUCGACCUGCACAUCGAGGGGACGCUGAUCUCGUCAAGCAACACCCUGGACCUGAAGAAUCCGUAUUUUCGGUACACGGGGGCGCCGGUCCAAGCGCCGCCGGGGACUAGUACCCAGAGUCCAUCUGAACAGUACUGGACGCAAGUGGACACGCAAGGAUCGCGCAAUUCUUCUAGCAUGCUAAACGGCGGGCUCAGCGUGAAUGGAAUGGGCGAUGGCAUGGACAUCACCCACGGACUUAUGCAUCCGCACUAGGACGGCUGCGAAUCGAAUAACAAUACAUCUUUCUGGGAAUUCUCUUCGCUCCAAGUCCGCUCAACUUUAACGAUUGAUUCUUUUUUGUCAACUCUUGUUUUGUUACAGUUUAUGUUUAGUUAUUUAUUGAAAAGUGUAAAUUAUUUCCCCUACUCUCGAAACUCAGUUGCGUUUACGUUAUGCACACCUUUUGCACCGGCAGUUCUACCUUCUUUUCAUACGACCUCCCAACUUUUUUAACCCUUUUAUUUGAUCGGACAAAUCGGAGGAAACCCAGCAUCCCAGCAAGCAACCAACAAACAAACAAUCAACAAAUCAAGGCAGACUAAUGUAGUUGUUUAGAACACGCAGCAUAUUAAUAAGCCUAAGCUAAUUUUAGCCCAUAGUAAUAGUGUUUUUAACGUAUGUGAAAAGUAAUAACGAUAUUUAACCCAUGCGGGACUGCGCUUCAGGAAGUUUCUUAGUUAAUAUGCCGAUUGCCAAUUGCAGUUUUUGCCGAAAGCUUUGAACAAACCAACAAAUUCAGAUUGUACUGUAUCUAUUAUGUGUGUUAUUAUAUUAUAUUGAGUGUACCUCCAGCUAGUUUCAAUUUUUGUACUUGUCGGCCGUGUUUAUGUUUAGUUCGUUUCAAAAUGUAAGAAAUUUGCUCAUAGGAUUUAGUGCUAAGUUACGAUACCACAUACUAAAGGCCGGCCCGCGCCGAGAGAUUAUACAUAUACCCGCAUACGAUUACGAUUAAUUCAGUAGUAGUUCUGUUCGGUCCUAAGUUUCGCACCCCAGAUCCGGUCAUAGAUCCUACUGUAUCGCUGCCAGCAAGCCGAGCGCCCUAUAAGCAUAUACACCUAGAUAUACACCUAGUAGCGUUCACCAGUCAACCUAUACACACAACCCAACAUUCUCGCGUUCGGUGGGCUUGUAUCCUGUAUGCCGACUGUACUUUAUAGAGCAACAAAUAAAAACACUCCAACACACAA
This is a messenger RNA of Drosophila subpulchrella, 2952 nucleotides long. RefSeq names its product histone-arginine methyltransferase CARMER (gene Art4). The record is from RefSeq and is a predicted model, not a curated record. Gene Ontology annotation, molecular function: protein-arginine N-methyltransferase activity. Bases 386 to 1978 code for a protein of 530 amino acids. The transcript is spliced from 4 exons. Gene Ontology annotation, biological process: peptidyl-arginine methylation. NCBI's taxonomy places the organism in Eukaryota, Metazoa, Arthropoda, Insecta, Diptera, Drosophilidae.